Messenger RNA from Saitoella complicata NRRL Y-17804, 498 nucleotides. RefSeq lists its product as uncharacterized. The record is from RefSeq and is a predicted model, not a curated record. NCBI's taxonomy places the organism in Eukaryota, Fungi, Ascomycota, Saitoellomycetes, Saitoellales, Saitoellaceae. The transcript has a single exon. The coding region runs from base 97 to 393 and encodes 98 amino acids.
AAGGUCUCUGGAACCACGCAAGUUGCGAAAGCCAAAAGGCGGAAAAGAACAGCCAGGCCAAGAACAACAACGCCUGUGGUGGUCAGUUUCGCUGGAAUGAUGAGACGUCGUUGGAGUACCUUAUCGAGCUUUGGGAGCGUGACGUCGACAGACUUACGUCCAGCCGUACGGAGACCUGCAAACGGAAUGAUUCACGCUUCAGAGAGCUCAUCGAAGCUCAACCCAACUUCAGCUGGUAGGUUAUCCUCACCAAAAUCAAUAACCAGACGAAUUUGUGGAAGGCCGCCGAGAAGCUUAGAUUCAGCACGGGUAACGGUGAUUUGCGUGAAGCAGAGCCUAGGCAGGUGCUUCAGAAGAAGUUCAAACGCUACUUUCCACUUGAGCCUAUCCUAGGUGCACGUCAUGGUCUCAGACCACUCGCUAUUUCACUCGACGGAAACAUCAUGGUUUCGGUAGAUGACGACGCAGACGAUUUGCACGACGCACGAUCACGCUAAC